Thalassophryne amazonica is the source of this 2062-nucleotide messenger RNA. Its product is annotated as cleavage and polyadenylation specificity factor subunit 6-like. The record is from RefSeq and is a predicted model, not a curated record. Gene Ontology annotation, molecular function: mRNA binding. NCBI's taxonomy places the organism in Eukaryota, Metazoa, Chordata, Actinopteri, Batrachoidiformes, Batrachoididae. Gene Ontology annotation, biological process: mRNA alternative polyadenylation. Gene Ontology annotation, cellular component: mRNA cleavage and polyadenylation specificity factor complex.
CCUUUCUGCCAGUGUUUGUGCUGCACCGCCGGGCGGAGCUCCGGUUCGCAGGAAGAUGGCGGACGGUGUGGAUCAUAUCGAUAUCUAUGCCGACGUCGAGGAGGAAUUUAACCAGGAAUCAGAGUACACAGUUCACGAGCAGAUUGACCUGUAUGAUGAUGUAAUAUCGCCAUCAGCCAAUAAUGGUGACGCUCCAGAAGACCGGGACUACCUGGAUGCACUACCUACACCUGGUGGAACAGAGGGUGGAAAGAGUGCGCCACCCAAUGUUGUUUACACUUACACAGGAAAAAGGAUUGCACUCUACAUUGGAAACCUCACUUGGUGGACUACAGAUGAGGACUUGACAGAAGCCAUUCGGUCGAUUGGCAUCACCGAUGUGAUAGAGAUCAAGUUCUUUGAAAACCGAGCCAAUGGCCAGUCGAAAGGGUUUGCCUUAGUGUGUGUGGGCUCAGAUGCAUCAUCCAGGAAGCUUAUGGAGCUUCUGUCUAAGAGGGAGCUUCAUGGACAGAAUCCUAUAGUCACACCAUGCAACAAACAGUCCCUCAGCCAGUUUGAGAUGCAGUCACGCAAAAGUAACCAGUCAGGCCAAAUGUCUGGGGAGGGUAAAGCUGGUCCCCCUGGCACUGGCCCUCGUGGAGGUUUUCCCAUGGGUGGUCGAGGCAGAGGCAGGUUCCCUGGACCCCCUGGACCUGGAGGAGACCGCUUUCCUGGCCCUGUUGGGCCUGGAGGGCCACCGCCACACUUCCCUGGCUCGGGCAUGAGACCAGAUGUGAUUAGGCACCAAGAUGACCCUCUGGAUAUGAGUUUCAAUCCCUUCCCGCCGGGGGGCAGGAACGGGAGCUGGCGUACUAGAGGUGGGAUGCAAGGACCACCUCGUCUUCCGCCUGGUCCCCCGCCUCCUGGUCCUCCGGGUCCUCCACCCCCUGGCCAGGGCCUCCCACCACCCCUUCCCGGUCCUCCCAGUCGUGGUGACAGGCCUCCUCCGCCUGUUCUCUUCCCUGGUCAGUUUGGCCAGCCUCCAAUGGGGCCCCUGCCUCCUGGUCCCCCUCCUCCAGGUUAUGGUCCUCCCCCAGGUCCACCACCCCCACAACAGGGUCCUCCACCUCCUGGGCCAUUUCCUCCUCGCCCCCCAGGUCCUAUUGGGCCCCCAAUGGCUCUGGCUCCCCCUCCCCACAUGCCGGGUCCACCACCAGGAGGACCGCCACCAGCUCCACAUGUCAACCCCGCCUUCUUUCCUCCACCUGGCAACAACAACAUGCCUCCCAAUGACAGCAGGGGCCCCCCUGGACCUAAUGACCCAUAUGGACGUCCACCUUAUGAGAGAGACUAUGGUCCUGGAGGACGUGAUAUGGAGGCAUCACGGACUCCACUGAGUGAAUCAGAGUUUGAGGAGAUAAUGAACAGGAACAGAGCCAUCUCCUCCAGCGCCAUAUCUAGAGCUGUGUCUGAUGCCAGUGCAGCUGACUAUGGCAGUGCUAUUGAGACCUUGGUGACAGCAAUCAGCCUGAUCAAGCAGUCCAAAGUGUCAGCUGAUGACCGUUGUAAGGUCCUCAUCAGUUCCUUGCAGGACUGUCUUCAUGGCAUUGAGUCAAAGAGCUACGGUUCUGCCUCCAGACGGGAACGUUCCAGGGAACGUGACCAUAGCCGGUCCAGAGAGAAAAGCAGACGACACAAAUCCCGCAGCCGUGACCGGCAUGAGGACUAUUAUCGGGAACGCAGCCGGGAUCGUGACCGCCACCGUGAGAGGGACCGGGAUCGAGACAGGGAAAGAGAGAGGGAGCGGGAGUACCGACACCGCUAGACGGCGAGAGCAAACGAGGAUCAGGACGGACGGACAGAAGGAACGGCAGGAACAACUUCAGUGCAGCGUGAACCUCCAAAGCUUGCAUGAGCGGACAGGAGCACAGCUACCACCUCGUCCUCCACCCCUUCAUUUAUCCUGUCCUCUGCCCGUCUUUCUCUCUGUGUUCAUCCUGUCUGCCUGAGCUAAGUGCAGUGGAUGGAAGACGCUGACCUGUGUAAGGCUGUUAUCCAAACAUCUUCUCCUAUAAUGAUGAAA